AUGGAUGCAGAGAGAGCAUGCUCGCAGUCCUUUGGGGAGCCUUCCAAGUUUAAACAGAUUUGGAACACUGGUGAACACCUAUUGGGUCUGCUCCCACCGGUCAAGAUCUGGAGGAAGACCAGUGAAGAAAGACAGAAGAAGUUCAAGUUUGUCAUGGGCUUGUUUAUGAGUGCGUGCCUAAAUGUGGCAGACUUUGUCUCGGAUUGGUAUGUGGUGCUGCAGUAUGGCUGUGUCAUUCCCAGUGCCUUGAACACCAGCUGCAACCUCGAAUCAGGACGGAGCUGUGAAUCUCAUCCGUGGUGGUUUGCCUUCGGCGUGUUCAUGCUGAUUGGUUCCAAUUUGGUGCAAAGUGUCGGUUGGGCCGGGAUGGCUGUUGCAGGUGGGGACGGCUUCCUCUUAGAGCAUCACUACAUCCAUCAGAUUGACACAUGGAGCAGAUGGCUGCUGGCGGUGGUCAUAUGCUUCACCUUGGCAUUCUGCCAGCUGCACUACGUGGUGGAGCUGAUUCUGGCCUUCCACUUGGGUGACCCCAUGACUGGAGGAGGAUCUGGGGACUUUGGUGGAAUCCGUGGCAGGGCGCUCAUCUUCAGAGAGUUGGCCACGCAGAUUUUGGAAUCUGGACCCCAGCUGUACUUCCAGAGCUACGUGGUGUUUGCAGCAGGCUCGUCUGGUGACCUUGUGACGAUUCUCUCAGUUGGGAUCUCCAUCAUGGCCUUGUCCCACGGAAUCCUCAACUUCUGGUUGCUGUUCCCUACUCGAAAAGACGCCUUGAAGAAGCUCUCCUACCGCGUUGUGUCCUUCCUCUGGCUGAGCAGUGAUCAGGCAGUCAGGGCGGCGGGAUGUGCCUUGGCACUCUCAACACACAUACGGCCAUACGGUCCCGCACUGGUGGGGCUGGCUGCAGUGAUGACGAUGGGCGUGAUUGUUUGGACAAGGGCGAAAGACUACGGGACGAAGGACCAGCUUCUCCUGCAUGCCUUGUUCUUGGCCACAUACUUGCUUCCAGCUGUCAUCUGGAUCGACAGAGGUGAUCCACGUGACGGGUUGGCAGUGGAAAGGGCUUUGCUGGUUAGAUGGGUCGAGAUGGCUGGUGUGGCUCUUUUGUCUUAUUUGCUUGCAAAGACCAACUGUGGGCACACACCAGUGCAUGAAUCACUGGGUCUGUUUGGCCUUGUGAUCUUCAAUUUCGUUUGCUAUCAGGCCAUGCAAUACGUGGAAAUUGGAAAGUUCCAACCUUGCGGAUGCUUGCAGAGGGAGGGUGUUAGAGAGGAGCUUGAAUUGAAGAAGAACGUGGGACAGGAUGGAAGUGAAGAUGCUGCUUACCUUUCCUUGGACAGUGAGAGGCAAAGAGCAGAGGCUGAGAAAUAUAGUGGCAACACCGGUCCUACAUCAGUACAAUCUGAAGCGAGACGUAUGGACCCUUCGGGGGAUAGCCCUCGGAGGCAGAAAGUAACCAAGAAAGCGAAGAGGAGAAAGCCGAAGUCAACAGAGGUGGAAGUCACAAGGACUGAGAUUGAAGGUGGUGCGGUUGAUGAAGGCGAUGCAAGCGCUGAAGACAAAAUUUCAUUUGAUUUCACUGACACUGAGAAGCGUCAACCGACAGAGGUCCAUGAGGCAGAAGCAGCGCGUCCUGAUACGCCUAAUCCAAAAGCGAAGGAAAGCACAAAUGGCAUGCGGAAAGGCAAUGGUCAGAAAGGUGCAGCAGCACGUUCAACAUAUCUUGAUGCGACCAUCAUCGGUCACCGGGAAGAGGGUGACGAGGUUGCAGCAGGUGAUGGCAGAGCGGAUUGA
Symbiodinium natans is the source of this 1791-nucleotide messenger RNA. NCBI's taxonomy places the organism in Eukaryota, Dinophyceae, Suessiales, Symbiodiniaceae. The record is from the annotation of a GenBank genome assembly.